GACAUCGCCGACAUCGCUCAUACAGAUGCAGAAAGCUACAAGUCACAUGAUCCUGGAAUCUUAGAACUCAUCGAUUUUCUGCGGUCCAAUCGAAAAGUUGAUUCCCAGUGUUCUGACACGUCAACACGUUUCGAGGUGUUCCGGUUGGCAUUUGGGCACAUGGAAUUCAGAGAGUUUCAAGAAGCAGAUCAGAAUGCAGAUCCACGGAUUGUAGAGACGCUGUCAUGGCAUGCCAUUAAUGGCAAGCGACUCAAGAGCUCUCUUGUUUUUUUGGAAUGCGAUGAUGCAAGAUGGUCUGUCAAAUUGCUGUCUGUCUCCAUGGAGGCUACACGGAUACUCAUCUGGUUUUGGUUGAGCUGCAUUGGGGCUAGCUUACAAAGAGGACAACGUCCAAUGUUGUAUCGUGUGCUAGAUCCGCGUACCAGCGUUGUGGUGCAAGCGUUGCAGCACUACAGCUCCUUGAUCAUGAGCCGCACAGGGGGAGGACGCUUGAACCUCCUAUGGAGUUCUUCAGCUUUCAAUUCUUUUGCAGAGUUUUGUGAUCGUCAGCAGAACAGAUGCCGGACAAUCCGUAGGGUUCUCAUGCUCGGAGCGGGCUGGGUGUUUCGACGCCACUUUCAGUAUCUGAACAGUGAUCCUUUCUCUUUGACCCUAUGUGGAGACCACAACGCACAUGCUGAUACAUUGGACAACUUUUUGGCUUUCUGGACGAUGAAGCAUCCUUGCUGCUAUCCACCAGGAUUGUGCAGAGAUCUGAAAACGAUGGGUUUGACGCCAGAUGACCUAUGCUUUGGAAAUUGUUCUCGAGUUUUGCAUUGGACAGCUGCAACUGUGCAAUUGUCGAUUGCAGACAUCGAGUCCAUGCACUCGCAAAACCGCGUCUUACAAGGUAGCAGUUUUUCUUCAAUCUCUGCGAAGUACAUCAACUCUGAAGCAUUGCGAAUUCGGGAUGACGCAAGGAAACUGCAGUUUGGCGAGCCCGAAAACCGACAAGAUUUGAAAACCAUUGGCACUUCUGGAGGCAUCAAGGUUCGCUUCAAGACUAGAUCACCAACUGCAAAGGGUUUGUCUGCUUUGGAGCUUUUUCGAAAGCAUUACCUGAAGUUGCAGUCACGUGGUGGCAAGGUGAAUCCUUGUAGCAAGGAGUCUUGGAGUGAUGUGAGGGAAGCUUUUUCCAGCCUGAGCCCGCAUGAGAUGUCUUUGUAUGAGCAGCUGGCGCGUGACUCUAAAGUAGAAGCUCUAGCAAAACGGAAAGUGAAAAAACAGAUUCAGAAAACAAAGGCAUCACAAUUUUUGCAGAAACGGUCGGGUGAUGGCAACGAGGGUAGCGCCAAUGCUCUUGUUCCACAUGAACAGAAUCACGAUGGUGUGCAUUUACAGAUCUUGCCGGUGCACGAAUUGUGCGACCUUUUUCAGAAUGCGGGCGAAGAUGUUUUGAGCAGGGUUGUGAAGUGUCACUCCAAGAAGAAUGACCAGUGCUUUGGAAAGUCUGAUUAUCCCAUUGGGGAAUCCACCUUGGAAAAAGUUUGGAGGUCUCAGGUCCAAGCUGGGAUCGAUGGAAAAUCUGCGUGCAAAACUUUUCAACGCCAAGCUGAAAGCGUGGCUCGUCCAGAAACACAGGACGAAACGUUUCCGGAUAGAGUUGUGCACGAAGGUUUUUGUGGUGAGCAAUGUCGUCACCACAGCAGUUCGGAUCGUAUUGCCAUGCACUGCAACACGCUGGCUUUGUUUAACUACAUUGUUGACCAGAAGGGUGGUGUGAAGCAUGCGGUGGAAGCUGAUAUCCUCUGCAAAUUCGAGGUUCGUGAUUCUGGCGGGGACGUUUUUCGGCAAUAUACCUUUCUGACUUCUCCAAGUGCGCAAUCAGGGACACACAAACCAGAGCAAGUGUUCGUUUCUUUGGUUCCAGUUGAUUGGGAUAUGGACUGCGAGGGGUCCUGUUUGGGCGCAGCGCAUGCUGGCAUGAUUUUGGAAUUUCAGACAUUGGCCUUCGUAGAUCCACCAGCAUCUUGUCAUUUUCCGAUCCAACCAGAGAUGUCGGGUCGUUUGAGGAUGUGGACUUCUGAUCAAUUUGCAGCAUAUUUGUUGGAUCUACCUAUCCAGGCAAAUUCAAACCGGGAUCCUGUUGAAGUGAAAGCAUACUUGAUGGAAUUUUUGGAUAUUUUACCAUCAAGGGUCAUGCUUACUGGCAAAAUCGACAACAUUACCAAUUUGCUGGCAAACCCCAAUAUUUCUCCUCUGUCCAACCCGGAUCGUGAAGAAUCUGAUCAAGAUUCUGAUGAUGCAGGAGGACCCGCGCAGGAUGAAGAUGGGAUGGGCCAAGGGAAUGCAGAGUGUGAUUUAUUGCUUUUGCUAGAGCAGUCAGACAACAACGAUUCAAAACCCAAAAGAAAGAAAACCAAGCCAUCCGACAAGUCUACGAAAGAAUCAACUGAGUCCAGCAGCAAGGGUUAUGGUGAUGUCAUUUUGGAUGACCCAUGCUUACGAACUUUCUUGUCACCAGAUGAUAUCAUGGCUUUGCAAGUUGCUCGUGAGCACUGCGUGACCAUGAACGUGGACGUGAAUGACUGGAGCAGUGAUCUCCGUGGUGAUUUUGGAGAGUCGGAUGGUGAUGAGGAUGAAAUCGAACUUGUUGCUGCGGCAUCAUCAAGUCCUACCUUGGCAGAGGAUGACCUUCAGCAGUUGCAGCCCGUGUCUCUGGCCAAAGAUCCCAAGGGUUCUCAAGAGAAUGUCCGUAUUCUUUGUGCAGAGCCGGAUGGCAGUUCUGUUGUUGUGAAGCUUUUGGGCAAAGAAUGCAUUUUUGGGGUCACCUUCGGGUUUGUCGUCUUCACCCGGGUCUGGCAAGACAAGGAAGAUGUCACUGUCCCCCAAGACUCCAAAUGGAAAGUCUCCUAUGAAGUCCAGCCUUCCAAGUCAAUGAAAGCCAUGAAGAAGAUCACCCAGCGCAUGCUCAAGAAUGCCCGCCAGAAGGCUCGAUUCGAGAAGGUGAUGAGCAAGAUUGACGAGGAAUGGUGGUGGCGCGGUGAGCUGGAGAAUCGUGGCUGGACUUGCUCAAGCCCACGCAAGCCAAUGAAGUGGAUUCAGUGGAAGAAGACCAAGCCGGUGAUUGACCCCCAGGCCUACACGGAUGAUUCCUUGUUCUGUGCAGUCAUGAAGGGUGGCCGCCCUGGGUCGGCGACUGACCAGAAGCAGUGCAAGUUUUGCAAGAAGUAUUUCGACAAGGACACGAAUCCCACGGUGAAGAAUCCCACAGCUGAUGACUUGGUUCGACGUAGGGCAUCAUGCAGCAGGGAUUGCAAAUCUUGCCACUACUUCGUCAAGACCGAGGAGGAUUACGCAGAGAUGACUGGAACUGGUUUGGAGAAGCACUUGAGCAUCCCAUCCAACCAGGCAGAGUUUGAUCGAAGGUAUGAUGAAUGGUGCUCGGGACGUCGUGAUGGAAAGCGUCGUGCACGCGCACGAGGCUGCAUCGAGGUGUCCUCGACCAGUGCCAAGACAGCGAAGCAAGUGACCGUUCUCGCUGAGGGGGGCGAGGAGGAUGGCAAUGAAGCCGCGGACGCCUUUGAGGCGGCUACCAAGAAGCUCAGGGUUUCCACAACGGAGAAGGAUGAUGAGAUCAGUUUGAUUCUUGCCAAAUUCAAGACUUUCAGGAAAAUGCCUGCGAAAUCGGGACCUGAGGAUGAUGAGCUCAUGGGUCUUUUGUGGGGCACUACGGGAUCAACAUGUCUUCAGGGCUCUGAUGAGGAGAAAGAUGCUACUGCUACAGCAAAGAAGAAACGGGCAGUAGGUGCCAAUCGCACUGCUCGCCCACCAAAAGAUUCCAGCGGUGGAUUGCAGGCAGAUACUGCUUCAAGCGUAGAUGGUGCUGCUGGUGCAUCUAGCAUCUUUGCUUUCAUGAGCGGCGCAAAGAAGGCGAAAAGUGGUGCCGAAACCAAGGAGAUGGACAAGAGUGAGUCGAUCUGUCUGCAAGCCCAGCAGCUGAAGCUGCAACUUGAAGAUUCCCGAUCCUUCACACACGUGUCUCUGACGAAGACAUCCUCUCUACUUGAGAAGAUCGAGAGCCGCCUCGCAGAGUCAGGCAAGACUUUUGUGGAGCUGAUUCGUCUUCAAGGCACCGGCUGCCGUGCUGAGAGUGUCCUUCAAAACUUGAAAGACAGCAAAGCCAUGCUGGAAGGAGUUCAAGAUCUGUUGGAGGCGCUGCAGGACAGUGAGGCCUCUCCUGCUACACUCCAAGCCCGGGCCACGGUGCUGCGCAAUCUCAACGUCGCACUGCCUAUGCAGGUGAACAACAUCUUGUGCCAAAGGUCAAUCAUGGCCCUGGCUGAAGAGGACAAGCUUGCCGAGGUUAUGAAGUUCCUGGACAUUGACUUCAAGGACACUUAUCCGGACGGCAUUGCGAGCGUGCUACCCACCAAUCUAGCACCAGAGGCACUCAAGGUCAUUGCGACUGAGUUCCAGAGUGGCUGCAUCACCUACGUGAUCAACCAGUACUUUCUACGAGACUACGCUGGAGAUGGUGGGUCUGAAUGUGAUGAGCGCAAGACCUUCAUGCACGAAUGUUUGACAAAGAUUCUGCAGUUCAUCAAUGCAUUCUCUUCUUCGGCCAUCUACGGCUCGGCCGCUCCCUUGAAGAGCGCACUGCGAGAGGAUUUGCAGAGACUAGUGGCGGUUGUCAAGCUGGCACUUUCGCCUGGCAACGUGGGAGCUGCAGAGAUUGAUGCAGUUGACAGUGCCAGAUCACUCCUUGUCAAGAGCAAAGGCAGCUUCCAGUCAUCCCUGACUCUGUACCCAGUGGGAGCCUACUUGUGUGAAAGCAUCCAAACAAUUUCGGCGCAGUUCAAGAAGGAUCAGCUUUUGGAGGCUGAAAUGCAAGCAGCAGGAGACUUUGCACAAUCUAUGAAGACCCCUUGCCGGGAGUUGCUCACAAAGGAGCGUGAUGGAGAGGUGGACGUGGUUGUGCCAGCCAUGAGCAAGUUCAGUGACAUGGUCGCCAAGUUUGCAAACUUCAAAGAGCAUGCGUCUGACCGCUGCAGAACUGCUUGUGACAGCCAGUUGACUUUGGUGGAGAGCCGUAUCAGCCAACUUCGUGAUGCUUUGAUCGACACAGCUUCCUUCAAGGCAGAAAAAAAGUUCGCACGGCUUCCUGAGAUCCUUGAGAAGCUUGCUGCUGGAAAACUCGCAAGUGACCAGACUUCCGAUUGCUUGCAGAUCCUUGGUGAGAUCGCCUCCUACCAAUUCCUUCCGAAGCUGCCUCUCUUGAAGCUUUUGGGCAAAGAAAUGUCUGGGGAGAUUGAAAGCAUGUUUGCCUCACUGACUUCUACCGCCCGGCACUUCCAAUCAUCGUGGUCAACGUUGUGCUCUAUGGCAUCAGGCUCUGUCAAUGAAGGCUUCUUCAUGGACGAGCGCUUUGUUGCGCUCUUCAAGCACUUGAAGGACGACGCAGCCAACAAGCAUACCAUGACCCUUUUGCCUUCUUCGGCUUCGCGCAUUUUGAAGGUGACAGAAAUGCUGGAGACAUCAGUCGCAGGCUUUGUGAAGCAAAUGACAUCUACCUUUCACGGGUUCGUCCUGAAACUUUUGGAGGCAGAGAUCAAGGUGGAUUCAGUUCUGGAUACGGCAACCGUUGGCUCCAUCGACUUUGACGACAAGGCAACCGGCAUCAGAUUUUACACUGGUGUGUUUCUUGCCCUGAAGGAUGGCAAGAUGAGCUUCGACUACUGCCAGUUCUACCAGACAUUUUGUUCAGCCUUGAGUGCCGUUGUUAGCAUCCAGCCUGCGAACAAUCCUCAAGACCAGGUGCAAGUCCACGCUUCUUUCCUGUGCUUAGCAGGAGCUCUGCUGAACUUGUCAAAGUACGUGGCUUCGUUUCAGGAGAAGUUCACAGAAGUCUCGCAGAUUGCUGUUUUCAGUGACCUGAUCGCAGCAGACUACAACUCCGUGCAGGCAAAGAAAAAGCCAGACAGCAUCUACAAGAUGACAAGUCUUUUGCAGAUGUGCUCUCAUUUCACGAAAUUCUCAUCGAUUUCUUCCACAUUCGUCACCAUCACCAAAGGGCUUGAUGAUGGGGAGAAGGAAAAGGACUACUACCAUCAGCUCAUGAACAAGAUGUCCGGAUACAUUGUGCAGAUUUUAACUUUGUGCAACGAUGAGCUGGGCAACGCGUGGAAAGCCUUGGAUGAAAAUUUCAAGACCAUGGUGAACAAUCACACCUACCCCGCUUUGUUUCAGUCCGAGAAAUUGGACAAGGUCAAGAUCGGCGCAUUGGUUGGGGAUUCUUCCACCAAGUUUCUUUUGUUCCUUGGCCCUAGGUGCGCAAAUUUGUGCAAUGAUAUCAAGACCAUUUUGGAAGCCACCCGGGUAUUACUCAAAGAAGUAACAGUGCCCCAGAAUGUCUUGAAUGUGUUUUCAGCGUUGGAAGGUGAUUUGUCCAAGUUUGGCUCCUCUAGCCAGCAGGGUGUUCCGGCACAAGGUGCCAAAGUUGCGUUAGGCCACUUUAGCUUUUUCCAAGCUUCCCUCACACUGGCGCAAGUCUUUACCAGAGACUUGGCGCCGGGGGAGACAAGACUGGGGCUCGCGAAGCGUGCCGUGGAUAUCUUGAAUACCAAGAAAAUGCAGUUU
Molecule: messenger RNA, 6618 nt
Organism: Cladocopium goreaui
Lineage: Eukaryota; Dinophyceae; Suessiales; Symbiodiniaceae
Source: the annotation of a GenBank genome assembly